AUGGCCACUCGAGCUGGCCUCUCCCUCCGCCGGAGCCUUCCCCGCGCGCGCGGGUUUAGCACUACCCGCGCAGCCUCCGCAGACGUCACUCACGCUGUAAUUGGCGGCGGUGUUGUCGGCCUCGCAGUCGCCCGGCAAUUAGCUUCGCGCCCAAAUACAUCGACCAUUCUCCUUGAGCGGCAUGAUGCGCCGGGGACGGAGACAAGCAGUCGCAAUUCAGAGGUAAUCCACGCAGGCCUGUACUACGGCACCGACACCCUCAAGACAACGCUCUGCAUCCGCGGCAAACAACUCCUCUACGCGCUCUGCGCAAAACACGGCAUCCCCCACCGCAACACCAAGAAAUGGGUCGUCGCGCAAAACGAAGAACAAUGGGCCGUCACGCUGAAAACGCACGAACUCGCUAAACAGCUCGGCGUCCCCACGCGCCUUCUCUCACAGUCUGAAGCGCGCGAACGAGAGCCCGAGGUCCGCGGGCGCGCGGGGAUCCUCGAGUCGUCCUCCACCGGUAUCGUCGACAGCCACGCGCUCAUGACAUACCUACAGGGCGACUUCGAGGAUAAAGGCGGCGACUGCGCGUUUUUGACAGAGGUAACGGGGAUAGAGGCGCUGGAUGGGGGACGGGGCGGGUACAGGAUCACGGCGCGCUCGGGGUCCGGCUCGGAAAGCGAGACGACGAGUAUCGUUGCCGAGACGGUGAUCAACAGCGCAGGGAACUACGCGUGCGCGGUGAACAACAUGCUUCUCCCGGCUGAGCGGCACAGGACACCGUUCUAUGCCAAGGGGACAUAUUUCUCGUAUGCUGCGUCGUUUCCGACGCGCGCGCCCUCUGUCCUUGUUUAUCCCGCUACGCUCCCUGGGACCGGGGGACUGGGUACACAUCUCACCCUCGAUAUGGGCGGGCAGAUCCGGUUCGGCCCAGACGUGGAAUGGGUGGAUGACCCGAACGACCUGAAGCCCUCGCCUGCACGCAUGGAGCUCGCGAUCCCUGAGAUCCAGGCGUACCUGCCGAAUGUUGAUCCGUCUGCCCUGACACUGAGUUACUGUGGGAUCCGGCCGAAGUUGGGAAAGGGGGGUUCGGUGAAUACGGGCAAGGGGUUCCAAGACUUCGUUAUCCAAGAGGAAGAGGGGUUUCCUGGGUUUGUGAACUUGCUUGGUAUUGAGAGCCCCGGGCUCACGAGUUGUUUGGCGAUUGGGGAGGUUGUUGACGGUAUUCUUUAUAGAUAG
Messenger RNA from Aspergillus mulundensis, 1227 nucleotides. RefSeq names its product NAD(P)/FAD-dependent oxidoreductase. The record is from RefSeq and is a predicted model, not a curated record. Bases 1 to 1227 code for a protein of 408 amino acids. The transcript has 3 exons. Gene Ontology annotation, cellular component: mitochondrion. Gene Ontology annotation, molecular function: (S)-2-hydroxyglutarate dehydrogenase activity; (S)-2-hydroxy-acid oxidase activity. Lineage: Eukaryota; Fungi; Ascomycota; Eurotiomycetes; Eurotiales; Aspergillaceae.